AUGUCGGUGACUGCCUGCCAGGGUCUCGGGUUUGUGGUUUCACUGAUCGGGUUUGCGGGCGUCAUUGCAGCCACUUGUAUGGAUCAGUGGAGCACCCAGGACUUAUACAACAACCCAGUGACCGCUGUAUUCAACUACCAAGGGCUCUGGCGGUCCUGUGUCCGAGAGAGCUCUGGCUUCACCGAGUGCCGAGGCUACUACACCCUGUUGGGGUUGCCAGCUAUGCUGCAAGCGGUACGCGCCCUGAUGAUUGUGGGCAUCGUUCUCGGGGUCUUCGGUAUCCUCGUGUCCGUCUUCGCCCUGAAGUGCAUCCGCAUCGGCAGCAUGGAUGACUCUGCCAAGGCCAAGAUGACUCUGACUUCUGGGAUCCUGUUCAUCAUCUCCGGAAUCUGUGCAAUCAUUGGUGUGUCUGUGUUUGCCAACAUGCUGGUGACCAACUUCUGGAUGUCCACAGCUAACAUGUACAGCGGCAUGGGUGGGAUGGUGCAGACCGUUCAGACCAGGUACACCUUUGGUGCAGCUCUGUUCGUGGGCUGGGUCGCUGGAGGCCUCACACUAAUUGGGGGAGUGAUGAUGUGCAUCGCCUGCCGUGGCCUGACUCCAGAUGACAGCAACUUCAAAGCUGUGUCUUACCACGCCUCUGGCCAAAAUGUCGCCUACAGGCCUGGAGGCUUUAAGGCCAGCACUGGCUUCGGGUCCAACACCAGAAACAAGAAGAUAUACGAUGGGGGUGCCCGCACAGAAGAUGACGAACAGUCUCAUCCUACCAAGUUCGACUAUGUGUAG
Molecule: messenger RNA, 786 nt
Organism: Apodemus sylvaticus (European woodmouse)
Lineage: Eukaryota; Metazoa; Chordata; Mammalia; Rodentia; Muridae
Gene: Cldn18
Product: claudin 18
Exons: 5
Coding region: 1-786 (261 amino acids)
Biological process (GO): bicellular tight junction assembly; cell adhesion
Cellular component (GO): plasma membrane; bicellular tight junction
Molecular function (GO): structural molecule activity
Source: RefSeq, a predicted model, not a curated record